CUUGUCGCAACUUUAUGGCUGUUCUGCGAAACUGUUCUUCUACAUGAUUCCCUUCUCAGUUCUGUUUCUUUCUUUUGUUAAUGAUAAUGGAUCGAAUCUGUUUGUGUCAUAUUAAGCAUUUUUUAUACACGUCUGGGGUACUUUUAUAUCCUUAUUCCACGCCUUUACUCUUCUUCGCCUGCAUAACAAAAAGAUUUGUGAUUGGGCGAACUGCAGCUCUCUGAUUUGAUUCCCCCUUUUAUCCCCACUUUUUGUUGGAAUAUAAUGGAACCACGGGAGCCAGUGACCUUUUCAUAUCAACUCUCAUUUCGAAAAUUUAAUUCUUUGGGUCAGUGUUUUAUCAUAGGUUCUCAUGGCGACUAUAACUAUGCGUUCUGCUCUUAAUGUCAGGAAGGCUUACCCGCCCCUCAACUCCAAUUAUAUGUAAUAUUAGUAAAUCUACACGAGUCUGUGAAUAGGACUCGUAGCGGUCAAUGUUUUUUCUCAAGAUAUCACCUCCGUUAACAACAAAGCGAACUUAAGGGAUGAUAAUGAUUUCUCUGUCUGUUACCACUGCAGUAACAAAAUUCAUGCAAUUGGUUCUCGAGACUGCCAUGUGCUAUAGAAUGGUAUUAGGCUCCCAACAUUAAGCAUCUCUAUGCUUGGGAAGAAUUCACGACCUUCCUCACAGUCCCCUUUUUCCGGGGGAGAGAGAUUGGCAUUGGUAAAUUGACCAUUAGACACAUCGUCUUAGCAGUUGAUGCCAGUGGAAAUGGACUUCCUGAUUGUGCUUUUACUAUUGACUUGCUUACGCUCUUUUGUAUCUUCUGAUUUUCAAGGAGAUGCGUUAUUUGCACUGAAGUUGUCAUUGAAUGCUUCGGCUAAUCAGCUUACUGACUGGAAUCAAAAUCAAGUAAACCCUUGUACUUGGUCCCGUGUUUACUGUGACCAAAAUUCCAAUGUUGUUCAAGUUUCAUUAGCAUUGAUGGGAUUUACUGGGGUCUUGACUCCGAGAAUUGGAGCUCUAAAAAGUCUCGCAACUCUUUCAUUGCAAGGUAAUGGCAUCACUGGUGAAAUACCAAAAGAAUUGGGAAAUCUGACCAGCUUAAUCAGACUUGAUCUUGAAAACAACAGAUUAGCAGGAGAAAUACCAUCUACCCUUGGUAAUCUUAAAAGGCUUCAGUUUUUGACUUUGAGUCAAAACAAUCUCAGUGGGAAUAUUCCUGAAUCACUUGGCAGUCUUCCUAGCUUGAUCAAUGUUCUGCUGGACUCAAAUAAUCUCAGUGGUCGAAUUCCCGAGCAGUUAUUCAACGUUCCUAAAUACAAUUUCAGUGGAAAUAAGUUAAACUGUGACAUGAAUUACCACCACCCUUGUGCCUCUGAUAACGCAGAUCAAGGUUCAUCCCAUAAGCCAAAAAUUGGCCUUAUAGUUGGAAUUAUCGUUGGGUUAAUAGUCGUGAUUUUUCUUGGUGGUCUGCUUUUCUUCUGGUGUAAGAGUAGACGCAAGGGCUACAGACGAGAAGUUUUUGUAGACGUUGCAGGUGAAGUUGAUCGCCGAAUUGCAUUUGGUCAACUGAAAAGAUUUGCUUGGAGAGAGCUACAGAUAGCCACUGACAACUUUAGUGAGAGAAACGUUCUGGGACAGGGAGGCUUUGGAAAGGUUUAUAAAGGUGUUCUCGCUGAUAACACUAAAGUUGCUGUCAAGAGAUUAACUGAUUAUGAAAGUCCUGGGGGAGAUGCUGCUUUCCAGCGGGAAGUUGAGAUGAUAAGUGUAGCUGUCCAUCGGAACCUGUUACGGCUGAUUGGAUUUUGUACUACUCCAACAGAACGUCUUCUAGUUUAUCCCUUCAUGCAGAACUUAAGUGUUGCCUAUCGACUAAGAGAACUAAAACCUGGAGAACCUGUUUUAGACUGGCCAACAAGAAAGCGAGUAGCUUUAGGAACAGCCCGUGGCCUAGAAUAUCUUCAUGAGCAUUGCAAUCCUAAGAUUAUUCAUCGGGAUGUGAAGGCUGCAAAUGUAUUACUAGAUGAAGAUUUUGAGGCAGUUGUUGGUGACUUUGGUUUGGCAAAGUUAGUUGAUGUUCGAAAAACUGAUGUGACAACUCAAGUUCGCGGGACAAUGGGCCACAUAGCUCCUGAAUACUUGUCCACUGGGAAAUCUUCUGAAAGGACAGAUGUUUUUGGUUAUGGCAUUAUGCUUUUGGAGCUUGUUACUGGUCAACGGGCAAUUGACUUUUCACGUUUGGAAGAGGAAGAUGAUGUGUUAUUACUUGACCAUGUUAAGAAACUAGAAAGGGAAAAACGUCUAGAUGAUAUUGUCGACUGCAAUCUAAAUAAAAAUUACAACAUACAAGAAGUUGAAAUGAUGAUACAAGUUGCAUUACUCUGCACCCAAGCUUCACCGGAGGACCGUCCAGCAAUGUCAGAGGUUGUUAGAAUGCUAGAAGGAGAAGGCCUGGCUGAAAGGUGGGAAGAAUGGCAACAUGUGGAGGUUACUCGGAGGCAGGAAUAUGAGAGAUUGCAAAGAAGAUUUGACUGGGGAGAAGAUUCAGUUCAUAACCAGGAUGCCAUUGAGUUGUCUGGUGGAAGAUGAGGUGGUGAACUAUAAAUUUGAAUCAGCCAUAUUUUGUGUUUUAUAGUGUUUUUUUGACAGGUUAGCUUGGCGAGAGAUGCAAAAUUUUAUUCCAACUGUAAACAAGAAAAAAGGGGAAACAAAAAAAACUGUAAUAUUUUAUGUUGUGCAAAUGAUGCUUAUUGAGAUCUGUCUGUGCUGCUGUUGUAUAUAAUUUUUGUCAGUAAACAAUUGUAUGAAAACGUGAAACUUUUAGUUGUAAUGCACAGUUUAAAGCUCAAGAGUAUGGGAGAGGAUAUCUGCUGUUUUGACUU
Molecule: messenger RNA, 2865 nt
Organism: Neltuma alba
Lineage: Eukaryota; Viridiplantae; Streptophyta; Magnoliopsida; Fabales; Fabaceae
Product: probable LRR receptor-like serine/threonine-protein kinase At5g10290
Exons: 12
Coding region: 740-2572 (610 amino acids)
Biological process (GO): protein phosphorylation
Molecular function (GO): ATP binding; receptor serine/threonine kinase binding; protein kinase activity
Source: RefSeq, a predicted model, not a curated record